AAAAAUAGAAGUGGUAGACAUGCUUGUUCGUACCAAAAUUUAUCAGCUGGGCUCAGUAGUGUCGGCCAUUUUGAAGACCUAUUUCUGCUAGAAAUGGAUUUUCUAAGAAAUUAUUUUAUAGUUUUAUUAAUAUUGUUUGUUUCUGUGUUUCAUAUAAAAUUCACAUUAGGUGGUAAUAUUUACGAAGGCAACAGCACUGUGAAAGUGGGUGAGCCUUUUUCAAUAGUGUGCCGACUGAGUCUGGCCGAGGCGGUGCACUGGCAGAGAAACAAUGUGCCGAUCGGUAGAGAGACAAAGUUUGAGAAUCCGCGGCACAGUUAUAAUCUGGACGAGCGGGAGGAGAACAACGCGGUGUUUGCGCGGUUGUCGGUUUCGGCGGCUGCUCCGGGACACGCGGGAGCCUACCGCUGCCACCCGCACCACACUCAGCCGCACCAUCUCUACGUCGAACAGGACAUUACCGAAACCCCAGAAGAAGGUAAAAUAUAA
This is a messenger RNA of Nilaparvata lugens (brown planthopper), 489 nucleotides long. RefSeq lists its product as uncharacterized. The transcript has 3 exons. The record is from RefSeq and is a predicted model, not a curated record. Bases 94 to 489 code for a protein of 131 amino acids. Lineage: Eukaryota; Metazoa; Arthropoda; Insecta; Hemiptera; Delphacidae.